Messenger RNA from Helicoverpa armigera (cotton bollworm), 1917 nucleotides. Its product is annotated as cytochrome P450 6B5. Gene Ontology annotation, molecular function: monooxygenase activity; oxidoreductase activity, acting on paired donors, with incorporation or reduction of molecular oxygen; heme binding. Lineage: Eukaryota; Metazoa; Arthropoda; Insecta; Lepidoptera; Noctuidae. The record is from RefSeq and is a predicted model, not a curated record. The coding region runs from base 52 to 1632 and encodes 526 amino acids. The transcript has 2 exons.
UAUAAAGCCAAACACGGUACCUGCGACAUACAGUUACAACGAAGCUUCACCAUGAUCACUUCAUUGUUACUAACGGCAGUUUUUGUGAUAAUCUUCACAAUCUACCUCGUGUCCAAGAAAAAGUUCCAAUACUGGGAGAAAAGGAAAGUACCACAUUUACCUCCGGUUCCUCUCCUGGGAAAUUUUGGGAACUUUAUCCUGCAGAGGCAAUUUCUUGGCUACACAUUACAACAAAUAUGUGGAAAGUUUCCCAACGUACCAUACGUGGGUGCCUAUUUUGGCACAGAACCUGCCCUGAUCGUCCAAGACCCUGAACUCAUCAAGCUCGUCAUGACUAAGGACUUCUACUUCUUCAGUUCCCGUGAGAUAUCUGAAUAUGCCGACAGGGAAAGGUUUACUCAGAACCUCUUCUCCACUUCCGGAAACAAAUGGAAGGUGUUACGUCAGAACCUGACUCCUGUGUUUACCUCCGCGAAGAUGAAGAACAUGUUCCAUUUGAUCGAAAAGUGUUCUCACGUGUUCGAAGAUUUUCUCGAUAAGGAAGCCAAAAGCAACGAGGUCGAAAUGAGGGCUCUUGUAGCGAGAUACACUAUGGACUGCAUAGGAACCUGUGCAUUUGGCGUUGAAACAAAAACCAUGAAUGUGACGGAAAAUAAUCCGUUUACAGCAGUAGGUAACAGCAUUUUCAUGUUAAGCCGGGUCCAAGGAUUUAAAUUUGUUUUGAGAGGUAUCUACCCUUCACUUUUCUACUUGUUGGGAUUCAGAACUCUUCCACCAGAAGUUAAUGCAUUCUUCUCCAAUUUAAUGACUGGAGUUUUUAAGGGACGCAACUAUACGCCCACAUCUCGGAAUGACUUUGUCGAUUUCGUAUUGAAGUGGAAACAAAAUAAAACUAUGACAGGGGACAGUCUGACUAACAUGAAAUAUGAUUCACAGAAAAAAGUGACUUUAGAAGUCGACGAUGAUCUCUUAGUGGCACAGUGCUUUAUAUUUUUUGCUGCUGGAUAUGAAACUUCGGCCACCACUUUGAGUUUUACUUUGUAUGAGUUGGCGAAACACCCAGAAGCUCAGAAGAGAGCUAUAGCCGAGGUGGACGAUUAUCUGCGGCGGCACAACAAUGAGCUGAAGUACGAGUGCCUUUCGGAGAUGCCAUUUGUAGAAGCAUGCUUUGAUGAGACUCUUCGUAAAUAUCCAGUUUUAAGUUUGUUAACUCGCGAAGUGGUAGAGGAUUACACUUUCCCUUCGGGAUUGAAGGUAGAGAAAGGUCUCCGUAUAUUCCUGCCUCUGUAUCACUUGCACCAUAACCCGGAGUUCUUCCCGGAUCCGGAGGAGUAUAGGCCUGAGCGGUUCCUGCCUGAGAACAAGGAUAAAAUAAAGCCGUACACGUACAUGCCCUUCGGUGAAGGCCCGAGACUUUGUAUUGGAAUGAGAUUCGCGAAAAUGCAAAUGACCGCUGGAAUAAUAACUUUGCUGAAAAAAUACCGUUUGGAACUGGCUCCAGGGAUGCCCCAGAAUAUUGAAUUUGAACCUAAUUCUUUUGUCUCGCAAGUUGCGGGAGGAAUCAAUCUGAAGAUGAUAAAAAGAGAAAGUUGGGAGGGAAGACUACUGAAGAACCUCGAAAAGGCAUAUUAAAAAAUUUGACGUUCAGUUAUAUAAUCUUGUAUGACUAAUCAUAAUUACGCUUUAUGUCUGGACUAUCAUCACGUAGCACUUAUCACGCGAUAGCAAAUUAUAAAUAGCAAAUGUUGUGAUUGAUUACAUGAUUGAUUUUUUUUUUAAUUAAUAUUUAGAUUGAUUAGCUUUUAAAAAUUGUGUCAAAUAUGUUAAAUUUGAAAUGUCGUUAUAAGUUGACAGUAAAGUAGCAGCAAAAGAUUUUUUUUUUUAGCGCAUUUAAAUAAAAGCUUGUUUUUAAAGAUU